ACCGAUACUCGCGGGAGGCAAACGCCCCGGGCCUGGGCCCGGGCGAGCAGCGGUUCCCGCCCACCAAGAUGGUCCCCAUCCCUGCCGGAGUGUUCACAAUGGGCACAGACGAUCCUCAGAUAAAGCAGGAUGGGGAAGCACCUGCGAGGAGAGUUGCUAUUGAUGCCUUUUACAUGGAUGCCUAUGAAGUCAGUAAUGCUGAAUUUGAGAAGUUUGUGAACUCAACUGGCUAUUUGACAGAGGCUGAGAAGUUUGGUGACUCCUUUGUCUUUGAAGGCAUGUUGAGUGAGCAAGUGAAGUCUGAUAUCCAACAGGCAGUUGCAGCUGCUCCCUGGUGGUUACCUGUUAAAGGCGCUAACUGGAGACACCCAGAAGGGCCUGACUCGACAGUUGUACACAGGCCAGAUCACCCGGUUCUCCAUGUGUCCUGGAACGACGCCAUGGCCUACUGCACGUGGGCAGGGAAGCGGUUGCCCACGGAAGCUGAGUGGGAAUACAGCUGCCGAGGAGGCCUGCAAAAUAGGCUCUUCCCCUGGGGCAACAAGCUGCAGCCCAAAGGCCAGCAUUAUGCCAACAUUUGGCAGGGCGAGUUUCCUGUGACCAACACCGGAGAGGACGGCUUCCGAGGAACUGCACCUGUUGAUGCCUUUCCUCCCAAUGGUUAUGGCUUGUACAAUAUAGUAGGGAACGCCUGGGAGUGGACUUCAGACUGGUGGACCGUUCACCAUUCUGUUGAAGAAACUAUUAACCCAAAAGGCCCCCCUUCUGGGAAAGACAGAGUGAAGAAAGGUGGCUCCUACAUGUGCCAUAAGUCCUACUGCUAUAGGUAUCGCUGUGCUGCUCGAAGCCAGAACACACCCGACAGCUCUGCUUCGAAUCUGGGAUUCCGCUGUGCAGCCGACCGCCUGCCCAACACAGGCUAAGAGCCGAGAAGAGCCUUCCCGAAUCCGAGAAGAAGUUGUGUCUCACCUGAAGGUGGCUUCCCUCUGAACGCUGAACAACCUCCUGUGAAGAAUUCCCACCCAAGGUGGGUUACUUACCUGCCCGAUGGCCAAAGGAACCGAGUUGCGAGACCAAAUCGCUGACCUGCAUCAGCAUAUGCGCUUUAUUGUGUGGUGUAUUUCUGGACAUCAUCGCCAUGUUUUACUUUUGAGAGCAUUUUAAAGAGGAAGGAGGUGGAGGGUGCCCUGAACGAGGCUUUAGGAGGCCUGCAUUCUAUCUGGGCUCAGCCACUGGGACUAGACCCUGGGGCCCCACACUUGACCUUCCUGGGCCUCAGUGACCUCAUAUGACCAGUGAGGGGAUGCACAACAAGAUAUCUGAGGCUCUCUCCCAACUCGCAAAUUCUCUGAGUAUUGAAGAUUCUAUCGUGAUUUCAUAGUGAGAAUUUAUGACAGAUUAUUUUUUAGCUAUUUUUUUUCCACGUGUGAACCUUGGGUCAUACUAAUCAUGUAAAAGAUUUGUUCUCAUAUAUUAUUUUCAGAAAAGGGUCGGGGGUGGGUGUGGCGGUGAUGAGUCUUUAUAUUCAUACUGCACUUUGUUUUUCCAAGGAAAUCAGUGUCUUUUACGUCACUAUGAUGAAUCCCACUUGGGCCAGUGAUGUGUGCUGGAGUUCAGCAGUCUGAACGCGCAGGAAUGUCUGUGGGGUGACUCUACUGUGCUUUAUCUUUUAACAUUAAGUGCCUUUGGUUCAGGGGGCAGUUAUACCCUAUUUCCCCCUCUCCCCAAAGCCUUUAGUGAAUGUGAAAUGUGUGCUACAUGGAGAAACCCAUUUAACUCUAGGUGUAGGAGAAAAGGAACGAGAACCUUGAAUUAACUGUAUUCAGGGUAUCCAGUAUUUUGUAAUAGGGACGUAGGAAAUCUUGUUGGCUAUCAGAUGCUUUGGAUCAUGCACUAUGUCAAAUAAACUGGUAUCUGCUAAAUCAGC
This is a messenger RNA of Vicugna pacos (alpaca), 1927 nucleotides long. It is a transcript of the gene SUMF1, whose product is annotated as sulfatase modifying factor 1. Gene Ontology annotation, molecular function: formylglycine-generating oxidase activity. Gene Ontology annotation, biological process: protein oxidation. NCBI's taxonomy places the organism in Eukaryota, Metazoa, Chordata, Mammalia, Artiodactyla, Camelidae. The record is from RefSeq and is a predicted model, not a curated record. Gene Ontology annotation, cellular component: endoplasmic reticulum.